This is a messenger RNA of Saitoella complicata NRRL Y-17804, 1257 nucleotides long. RefSeq names its product alcohol dehydrogenase. Gene Ontology annotation, biological process: formaldehyde catabolic process. Gene Ontology annotation, cellular component: cytosol. The record is from RefSeq and is a predicted model, not a curated record. The transcript is spliced from 4 exons. NCBI's taxonomy places the organism in Eukaryota, Fungi, Ascomycota, Saitoellomycetes, Saitoellales, Saitoellaceae. Gene Ontology annotation, molecular function: zinc ion binding; S-(hydroxymethyl)glutathione dehydrogenase [NAD(P)+] activity. The coding region runs from base 29 to 1180 and encodes 383 amino acids.
CCAAGGUUAAAUCAAACCAUAUCGAAAAAUGUCUGUUCAGCCUAGCGAGUUCGAGGGAAAGACUAUUACCUGUAAGGCUGCUAUUGCCUGGGGUCCUGGAGAGGACUUGAGUGUUGAGGAUGUUGAGGUUGCUCCUCCUAAGGCUAACGAGGUCCGUAUCAAGAUCCUGUACACCGGUGUCUGCCACACCGACGCCUACACUCUCUCUGGCAAGGACCCAGAGGGUGCUUUCCCCGUGAUCUGCGGUCACGAAGGUGGAGGAGUCGUUGAGUCCAUCGGUGAGGGCGUCACCAACGUCAAGCCCGGAGACUUCGUCAUCCCCCUCUACACCCCCGAAUGCCGUGAAUGCAAGUUCUGCAAGUCCGGAAAGACCAACCUCUGUGGUAAAAUCCGUGCUACCCAGGGUAAGGGUGUCAUGCCCGACGGUACCUCCCGCUUCCGUGCCCGUGGUAAGGAUAUCUUGCACUACAUGGGUACCUCGACUUUCUCCCAGUACACCGUCGUUGCCGAUAUUUCUGUCGUCGCUGUCAACCCUGCGGCGCCUUUGGACAAGGUCUGUUUGUUGGGAUGUGGUAUUACUACUGGAUACGGUGCUGCGACCCGCACUGCUAAGGUCGAAAAAGGCGCUUCUGUCGCUGUUUUCGGAGUUGGAUGUGUCGGUCUUUCCGUUGUCCAGGGUGCUGUUGCCCAAGGCGCUGGCCGCAUCAUCGCUGUUGACACCAACAACGACAAGAAGGAGUGGGCCGAGAAGUUCGGUGCCACUGACUUCGUUAACCCUACCGAGUUGGGUGACAAGUCCAUCGUUGACAAAUUGAUCGAGAUGACUGAUGGUGGAUGUGACUACACCUUCGACUGCACUGGUAACGUCAACGUUAUGAGGAGCGCUUUGGAGGCUUGCCACAAGGGAUGGGGACAGUCCAUCGUUAUCGGUGUCGCUGCUGCUGGACAAGAGAUCUCUACCCGCCCAUUCCAGCUCGUUACUGGACGUGUCUGGAGGGGAUCUGCUUUCGGUGGUGUCAAGGGCCGUACUGAGUUGCCCGAGAUCGUCGAUGCUUACAUGAGGAAGGAGCUCAUGGUUGACGAGUUCGUCACCCACAACAAGACCUUGGCUGAGAUCAACGACGCUUUCCACGUCAUGCACUCUGGCUCUUGCGUCCGUUGUGUCGUUGACAUGCAGUAAAAAGUCGUUGUUAACGUUGCGGUCGUGGAUGGGCAUUUUUGGACGUGGUAAAGAUACGAGUAUAGUGUGAAACGUAG